Molecule: messenger RNA, 498 nt
Organism: Drosophila biarmipes
Lineage: Eukaryota; Metazoa; Arthropoda; Insecta; Diptera; Drosophilidae
Gene: Obp56b
Product: general odorant-binding protein 56a
Exons: 3
Coding region: 1-435 (144 amino acids)
Biological process (GO): sensory perception of smell
Molecular function (GO): odorant binding
Source: RefSeq, a predicted model, not a curated record
AUGACAGUUAAUGAAGAUAGAUUUGUGAAGAUGAACUUUAUUGUGGUGGUAUUCCUUUUCGCUUUAAGCGAACUGGCAGCGGGUCAGUCGGCUGCUGAUUUGGCAGCCUACAAGCAAAUGCAACAAGCCUGCAUCAAGGAGCUCAACAUUGCAGCCAACGAUGCCAACUUGCUGACCACGGAUAAGGAGGUGGCCAAUCCCUCGGAGUCGGUGAAGUGCUAUCACAGCUGCGUGUACAAGAAACUAGGACUCCUCGGCGACGAUGGAAAGCCCAACGCCGACAAGAUCGUCAAGUUUGCCCAGCUCCGUUUCAGCAGCGUGCCGGUCGACAAACUGAAGUCCCUGCUGAAUAGUUGUGGAGCCACCAAGUCGUCCACCACAUGCGACUUUGUCUUUAACUAUGAAAAGUGUGUGGUUAAGGGAUUCAGUGCCUAAAGGGUGUCCCCAACAAUCAGCAUCCGUUUAAAACAAUAAACUUAUUUUGAAGUGUUCAACGCA